ACACUCGCUACGUUGUAUAGUUUAUAUAAUUUCACAAGGAGUAAUAAGACGUUUCAACGUCUCAAAUUAAUUAAUUUUGUAGAGAUUGCUAUACCUCACGAAUUCUACCAUUGCAACCGUCACGUGCACAAUUCGAUUUAACUCAGUCAAAACUUAUAUUUUCACUGUGCUUACUCGUUAGCAGACCGUAGGCUCGAAUGUUGUAGAACGGACUCGAGUGAGCGGCGAAGCCUAGCUAGUCGGUCCGGAAAUUACACGACUGAAGUAAGGAAAUAAUGUGAGUCGCAGACAAUUACUUGAUCAUUACUGUGAAAAACCUAGAGUGCUAAAAAUGCAUAUAAAACUGACUCUGCAGAGCGUGCCCUUUUUCAUGUCGAUUGUAACGUUGCUGUUAUACUGCACUGUCGAAUAUCACUGCUCUGUAGAUCAAGUCUCAGUCGUUGUAAGAAAGUAAUCAUCGAGCCUGCGUGACACAAGGUGAAAUUCCUGAUUUCAACACCUUAUAGGUGGUUAAUUGGAUUAUUGCUAUUCUAUCCCUACAGACAACAUUGUACCUGUUCAUGUAGUUGCAUGACUCCGGCGUGAGCGGCUGCGAGGGAGACCACGUAGAUCUGGGAGGGGAGGGGAAAAGCCAACGUGAGUUUUGUUUUGGCUGUGGCCUGCAUUCUCCAACCUGCAGUCUAAGACCUCACAAUUCUUUUUUUGUUUCUUUCAUACUUUUUUGUGUCAUAAACAGGUAUUUAAGGUUUGAGAAAACAGUGGAUGACAUGUCUAGACCGAAACAUGUUAGAAUGGUUGGGUAGACGGUGGGCAGAGAACCGGUACAUCGAUAAAACGUGCCGAGAAACAUGCUCAAUUUCAAUGUCGCCUUUCUGUUCUGCCUACAAACACGAGGAGGCGAGUCCUUGCUCCUCGUAGAUAAAAAAAAAAAAAAAGAUUCAUAGAGACAUUUUAGAAUUUUGAAGCCAGGCAACACAUAAACGAUGAUAAAAAAUUCGAAUAACUAACGAGGCUAGGGGCAAAAAGUUGCUUUUGCGUCAUUUAAAGUACAAGCUUUUUUAUUUGUAUGGCGAAGUAAUAACCCUGAAGUUUUUAAAAAACGGCGGCGAAAUCAAGAAAAAAUAUAAUUAACGAAAUAUAAUUAACUGGUGGGAAGGAACCAGGCUUACAUUACGCCAUAUAGCUGCAUAUUAUUCAAAAGGUAUUCAUUAAAAAAAGAGCUAGUCUCCUUAUUAGAAAAUUAAACGAAAAAAAAAAAAGUAACGAAGAAAGCGGUUGAAAAAUGGCAGAGAAGAUGAAAAAGGUCAAAACCGCGACGUUGUCACUCCCAUAUCAAAACCAAUACGGCUUAUGUUCCCAAACCAGGUGUAUUUAACUUUCUGUUGAAAAUAAAUCUGGAUGAAACCUCUGACAGCAUUUUUUUCCGCGUCGAAUAAGGAAAACUUCGCCCUAUAGUACAUGUAGUGACGUCAUAUCUGUCACGGCUUGUUUAUUUUUAGAAAGGAAAUAAGUUAGAGCGUGACACUAGCCUUCAUCAACCUUGAGGGCUUUGAACUCCACCCACAGGCUUGUCAAAGCAACGGAAGGCUAUUUUGUUUAUUACGGAUAUCUACCUUUAGAAAGGACUGAAAACGUGAUUUUGCUUUCCUUUGCAAAUUUCCGCGCCAUCUUUCCUCAGCCUCGGUUUCAAAUUACAACUGCAUCAUGGGAAGAUAAACAGUCUCCUGUAAUUUUUGUUGGCGUUAUGCUGUUAAAGAAGGCGAUUUCCGCACCCAUAAUUUGAUAAGAUUAAGAUGUAAUGGGUGUCUUCAAUGCCCGGUAUAAUCUCCUACCAGUUGCAGUAUUCUCUGAGAAAGGAAUCUGGAGACUUUUACUUCCAAUGGGGAGGAUAUUUCACGAUCGACCUGCGUAAACACGUCAUGCAAAGAUGUCGACAAAAGCACCUCCAUCACCGCAGAGAAAAGUGCGAGGAUUACAUGUGCAGCUGCCUAAACAGAGCCCUAGAUCACUAAACGGCAGUGCGACAUCUCUGUCUUCUUUGGACGCAAACGCUGGGUCACACUCUCCUUCUUCUCCUCGUAACAGCAAAGCAUUUGGUAUUCACAGAUUAUUUGGUAGAAGCAAAGAGAAUCAUGGUACACAUAGUGGAAAAGAGGAUUCUGAAACUGAGGAUAGUGCUUUGAAGUUAAAAUUAAACGUGCCAACAGCGGGACAUAAACAAUUCUCUAAAGUCCUGGCUGAGAUCAGAGAAAGAGCAAUGCCAUCUUCGUAAGUUGUAUUUUGUUAAUAUUGUAAUGAUCGGUUGAUGCCUUUUAUUUGGUGCAUGCACUCUUUGUACAUUAACAGGGCUGUCAUUAAGUUUUGAAGCAGCCGUUGCAUGUAAGUUAUCACCCGUAGCAGUCAAAUAAAUGGCCCACGGCCACGUUCUGAAGGCCCGAAAGGGCCUGAGCAUCUAGGGGGGUCUGGGGGCAUGCCCCCACCCCCCUCCCCAGCAAUUUUUUGAGCAUGAAACCCCUGGAAAUGCAUUUUCCUGCUUUCUAGGGCAUGAAAAUGGCAAUUUUUCUAAUCAA
Messenger RNA from Orbicella faveolata, 2570 nucleotides. Its product is annotated as transmembrane and coiled-coil domain protein 3-like. Gene Ontology annotation, cellular component: endomembrane system. Lineage: Eukaryota; Metazoa; Cnidaria; Anthozoa; Scleractinia; Merulinidae. The record is from RefSeq and is a predicted model, not a curated record.